Messenger RNA from Dreissena polymorpha, 1011 nucleotides. RefSeq lists its product as uncharacterized. Lineage: Eukaryota; Metazoa; Mollusca; Bivalvia; Myida; Dreissenidae. The record is from RefSeq and is a predicted model, not a curated record. Bases 1 to 1011 code for a protein of 336 amino acids. The transcript has 3 exons.
AUGACUUAUGAACAGUUUAAAAACGAAUUUGGUGUUGAUGCAGCUGAAAUUGUUGAUGAGUUUACACCUUGUGCAGAUCCCAUGCUCAAUAACUUAGCAAGUGGCCAACCUUUAAUUAAUGAUCAAAGUUUUGAAACAAAUGAAACUCCAAAUUCCAGUCUUGAAAGUCCCAUGGUUCAAAAUGAAUUUAAAGACAUAAAUGUUUCUGAUGUUCAACAAUUCAUCAAAAAUGAAGAAAAUAAAAACACGGCCAAAAAAACUUUGAACGACACCAACAAGUUCAAACGUUUCCUUGCAUCGCGUGGCAAAUACAGAGAAAUGCACCAUAUUGAAGUUGAUGUUCUUGACGACUACAUUUCCACCUUCAUAUUAUCACUUCAAAAAUCCAAUUGCACCGAGUAUGAGCCCACUAGUAUUCGAGGCAUCCUUGGCAGUCUUGACAGAAAACUGAAGAGGCAUCGUUUUCCAUACUCUAUAAUGGCUGGCAGUAGGCCCCAAUUUUCUCUGACAAGACAGACCUAUAAUGCCAAGAAAAAAAGAUUAAAGAAACAGGGUAAAGGGAACAGGCCAUGUGAAGCAGCACCACUAACCGAUGGAGAGCUUGAAGUCAUGUGGCAGAAAGGUGUCCUUGGAUCUCACAGCCCAACAGCGCUGGUGAACACUCUUUGGCUCAACAACUGUCUGCACUUUGGCCUUAGAGGCACUAAAGAGCAGUACAAUCUGAGAUGGGGUGACAUUAAAUUGAAAGCUGCUGUUGAUGGAACAGAAUAUUUGGACUAUAACGAACGGCAGACACAAACCAGAACGGGUGAAAAUGUGGCAGAUGUGCGAAGAGUGACACCUAAGGUGUUUUCAACUGGAAAAAAUGAUUUGAGAAACCCUGUUGAAAUUUAUAAACUGUAUGCGCAGAAGCGGCCCACUGGUUUUUCGGGACCCAGAGACAAUUUCUUUUUGGCACCGAACACAGUUUUUGGAAAAGAUGUUCCGGGAAUAGUGGUGAGGGAGAGGUGA